AUAUAUUAAAUGUUUUCAUUAUACUAAUGUCUACAGUUAUAAUUACAUUAUAAAAAAGAUAUUUUAGGUAAUAUAGAAUAUUAUUUUUUCACAAUAAUGCGGUCGUCAUGGCUUCUGCGGAGCUAUUCUUUAUCAUAUUGACUUAUUUUGUACACUUUGCACAUUCUCCUGGGUCUGGUAAGACAGUUGAAUACCAAACGGAUUGUAAAAAUCUACGGAUGGGCCAGUUCAUAUGCCCUGACCCAACAUAUGAAUUAAUUGAUCCAGAAACUCAGCAGUUACGGGGUUGCACUAAAGAUAAUAUUGCUCAAGUAAGGUGUAAAGCAGGUGAUGGUAUUGUGUGCUUAGAAACGAAAAACUCAACAUUUUGGAAAGAAUUCCCGUGCAAAUGGACCAAUGGUUAUCACUAUGAUACAACACUAUUACUGUCAAUUUUUUUGGGCAUGUUUGGUGUAGACCGCUUCUACCUUGGUUAUCCUGCAAUAGGUCUACUGAAACUAUGUACGCUUGGUUUCAUGUUCAUUGGACAAUUAAUUGACGUUGUUCUGAUAGCAACUCAGAUUGUACGUCCUGCUGAUGGAUCCCACUAUAUUAUUCCAUAUUAUGGUCCAGGCAUUAACUUUGUUCUUAUGAAUAAUGAAACUUACAAACAACCUCAAGAUGAUUGGAAUAUUAAUCAUAAUGAGCUAUAAACAAUAA
Sipha flava (yellow sugarcane aphid) is the source of this 699-nucleotide messenger RNA. It is a transcript of the gene bisc, whose product is annotated as TM2 domain-containing protein CG10795. The coding region runs from base 108 to 692 and encodes 194 amino acids. Lineage: Eukaryota; Metazoa; Arthropoda; Insecta; Hemiptera; Aphididae. The transcript has 3 exons. The record is from RefSeq and is a predicted model, not a curated record.